AGUGAUAGAUAUCCUUCCCAGUUCCCCACAUAUACUUUUUCGCUUCCCGGAAUCCUUCAUUCCAUUCACCGUCGUUUUCACCGUCAUCGUCGCCUUCGUCCCCCGUGCUCCGACCCCUUUCUCAGGUCUUCUCCAGCUUCUAAUGGGUCCAGCCAUUCCAAUUGCGAUCUUCUCCGUCGUUCUCGGCGCUUUCCUCGCUAUCGUCUUCUUCGGCUGCUACUUCCGCAAGCGAAGAUCCGAAGUCCAAUCCAUUUCCAAACCUGAGCUCCAAUCCGAUCCCAAAAUCCGAUCCUCCAAGCCAUCUCAGCCGAUCACCAAGAAGCACCACUCCAAACCUCAUUCGCAUGCUUCCGAUAAGGAUCAAAACAAACGGCAUCAUCCGUUGGAUGUGAAUACUUUGAAAGGUCAUGGAGAUUCUGUGACUGGCUUAUGCUUCUCCUCAGACGGAAGAAGUCUCGCUACUGCUUGUGCGGAUGGGGUGAUCAGAAUAUUUAAGUUGGAUGAUGCUUCAAGCAAAAGUUUCAAAUUCUUGAGAAUUAAUUUGCCUGCUGGAGGCAAUCCCGUGGCAGUUGCAUUUUCCGAUGAUGCAUCAUCUGUGGUUGUGGCUUCUCAAACCGUGGCUGGUGGUUGUUCCCUAUACAUGUAUGGAGAAGAGAAGCCCAAAACCUCUGAGGGAAAUAAACAGCAAAACAAGCUUCCGCUUCCCGAAAUCAAGUGGGAACGUCACAAAGUCCAUGACAAAAGAGCUAUCCUGACUUUGUUUGGAACUGCUGCCACUUAUGGCAGUGCCGAUGGGAGUACAAUUAUCGCUUCUUGUUCAGAAGGUACGGAUAUUAUGCUUUGGCAUGGUAAAACUGGCAAGGAGGUUGGGCAUGUUGACACAAACCAAUUAAAAAACAACAUGGCUGCUAUAUCACCAGAUGGGCGGUUUAUAGCUGCAGCAGCUUUUACUGCUGAUGUGAAGGUUUGGGAGAUUGUAUACUCAAAGGAUGGUUCAGUCAAGGAGGUUUCAAAAGUUAUGCAGCUUAAAGGGCACAAGAGUGCUGUGACGUGGUUAUGCUUUUCCCCAAACUCGGAGCAGAUCAUCACAGCGUCAAAAGAUGGCUCAAUAAGAAUUUGGAAUAUAAAUGUCCGGUAUCAUUUGGAUGAGGAUACAAAAACACUGAAGGUGUUUCCAAUUCCACUUCAUGAUUCAAAUGGGGUUACUUUGAACUAUGAUCGUCUUAGCAUAUCUCCUGAUGGAAGAAUAUUGGCUGCAACACAUGGUACAACAUUGCAGUGGUUAUGUGUUGAAACUGGGAAAGUUUUAGAGACAGCUGAGAAGGCCCAUGACGGUGACAUCACUUGCAUUUCAUGGGCACCUAAGGACAUUCCAACAGGUAAUAGGCAACUGCUGCUUUUAGCCACAGCGGGCGUCGACAAGAAGGUAAAGCUGUGGGCAGCUCCAUCACUCCCUUUAUCGUAAAGCAAUCCUAUGAGUUCGUGCAAAUAGGAGCUUUGACAUGAAAGAGCUCCAGAUCUCGACGGUGUUGUGAAUUAACGUUGAAGAUGCUACACGCGUUCUUACCUUUGUUCCUUAUAAGUUAAAGGGCUCUAACAAAUUCAUGGAAGUUCCGUAUGCCAUUAGAGGCAGAAGCUUGAAACGCAUUACACUAGGUUCAAAUGAGAAAACAACUCUGUUUUACUUGGAUAGCCCAAUUUUUCUGGGAUUUUGGUGACUAAACAUCUUAUACUGAGUUGGAUGGAGAGUGGUUGGUUUACAUUAUUAGUGUGUUAAUUUUUUUUUUUUUUUUUGACAGUGUAAUGUAGAUUUUCAGUUCAUGCGAGAGUAGACUUGGUUAUGAGGGAAACAGUGGGUGCCUUUAAGAAUAUAUAUUUUUUUUGUAAUUAUUGCAGCCAAAUCACCUGGACGUAGAAGAUAUUGACUGAAAAUGUU
Molecule: messenger RNA, 1936 nt
Organism: Morus notabilis
Lineage: Eukaryota; Viridiplantae; Streptophyta; Magnoliopsida; Rosales; Moraceae
Product: transducin beta-like protein 2
Exons: 10
Coding region: 143-1465 (440 amino acids)
Molecular function (GO): protein binding
Source: RefSeq, a predicted model, not a curated record